Darwinula stevensoni is the source of this 2631-nucleotide messenger RNA. Lineage: Eukaryota; Metazoa; Arthropoda; Ostracoda; Podocopida; Darwinulidae. The record is from the annotation of a GenBank genome assembly.
AUGAUGGAGCAAUAUGAUGAAGACAUCAACAAAAAUGAAUUCUUCAUAUACCUCAAGACACAACAUCCUUGGAUCCUCACAAAGUGCAUUGAAGAAGGAUGGAUUAUUUGUGUUCCAAAGAAGGACUCACUUCCUCAACUUAUUAGAGAAGAGGAUCUCUUUUCUAACAUCUUGGUAGACACAAGUGACAAGUUCAUUGGUCAACAUUUUCGGAGUCUCACGGAUCAAAAUGUGACUUUGAAAGGCAAUCAAGAAUUGGAGGUUUUUGUCAAGCAUCCAGAAGGCUCGCAAGACCUUCCUCCCACAAGAAUACGGAUUCUCUUUCGAGAAGUCUUCUAUGAUGAGACACAAUCUAAAUGUGACAUAUGGUGCAUUGAUGAACCUCUCCAGUCUGAGUUCAUUUCCAGCUUCAGCUUGGAAGCAGGAAAUUGUUGUGAAACAACUAAGUCACUAGGGAUUCCAAAAACCUUUCAAGAAUGCACUAAAUUUCUCCAAAGUGAAUGUUCUAGUAAGUCUGUCAUGAAAAAAGUGGAAGAAUUGGUGAAGGAAUUCCAGAGAUGUCAUUCUAAGCCAGUGACAACAGUUGGGACUCUGCAGUUCCUUGUCUCAAAACUUCUUUCUCAAGUUCUCCAUCACUUUCUCUAUCUACCACAGAUUAGAGAGAAAUUUCAAAGUAAUAGCCAGUAUGGUAUCAUGUUGAAAGUGUGUAUUGAAACCUAUGUGAUUCAUGAAUUGUAUGAUGUCAUCAUUGAUGGAAUUCUUCUGUCAACAGCUGCUGAAGAUUCAGACAUGAACAGAGCCAUUCAUGAUUGCUGUGAUAUUCAACUGGAGGACUUGAAUAUCCGUGAGGAGUUUCAUAGAAGCAUGCACAAAGCUAGGGGGGAUUUCCUCAUAUUUCAAAAUGUCAAGACUCCAUGGGAGAAAAUGCUUCAAUUGUGUUCUUUAAUACAGUCAUUGAAGAGUGAAGCUGUAGAAGCUGUGUUCCUUUCAGCAGAUGACAUUCUUCCAAUUCUUGUCUUCCUCAUAGUCAAAUCUUCCUUUUCUCAUUGGAUCACUCUGAUGAUGUUCUUGAAGCACUUCCAGUUCUUUUCAAACACUGGAGUUAUUAAUGAGCCUGCUUAUUACCUCACAUCUCUUGAGGCAGCUCUGGAGCAUGUCCAAGGAAGGAAAGUAAAGAAGGAUCUUCACGCUUUGAAGCUUCUCCCAACACAGUUUCAGGUAUCAAAGGAUACAUGGGUUCAUUCAUACAUGAAAAUCUUGUGGUCUGCUAUAGUAGAAGGCAGUAUGGAUGAAAUUGAGUCUGUGCUGAGAGAUUUUGAAGCUGAGAGAAACAGGACUGUCAAGGAGUUUGCCUUCUGCCAUCCUCUUUGCAACUGUGAGGGUUGCCAAAAAAUGCAUUCAUUGAGUGACACAUGGGCUCUGGGUCUCCUGUCUGUGACUGAUGAAGAUGGCCAUAUGCCACUGCAUGUUGCCUCCAUGAUGGGACGUGUGGGAAUAGUUGAACUCCUUGUGAACCUCAGUGGAGAUGUGAAUGCACGGGAAGAGGGGCGAGGCCGAACUCCUCUUCACAUGGCAGCCCAAUUCAACCAUCAAAACAUUCUUCUUUUCCUCCUUUAUUCCAAAGCUGACCUCAAUGCCCAGGAUUUCCAGGGAAUGACUCCUCUCAUGCUGGCAACAUUCCAUGGCAAUGAGAAUUGUGUCAAGGCUCUCCUAUAUUAUGCAGAACAUACUUCAGUUCAGUUCCGUAUUGAUGCCCAAGAUAUUCAUGGUGACACAGCAUUACAUAUUGCUGUUCGUUGGGGGUUUCAAGGUAUUGUUUCUCUUCUUCUUGAUGCAGGAGCAAAUGUUAGUGUUGCUAAUCUUCAAGGAAAGCUUCCAAAAGAUUCUGCUCACAAUCUACACAUCAGGACCUUGAUUGUAGACCAUGAAGGGAAAUUUUCAAAUGCAAAUUCUGUUUUUAUACAAGCACAUACUGGAAGUCACUCCACAGCCCAUAUGAAGUUGAAUCAUGUCUGCACCAACAUGGCUCGUAUGCAAAAGACAAUGGAGAAGUGCUUCCAGGCUAUUGUUCUUGGAGACAUCAACCUUGCUUGUUUCUAUUUAGGGAUUGAACCUCUACAGAAGGGAAAAAAGAAGGAAGGAGGAAAAUGCCAUCCUCUUUGUUCUUGCUCUCAAUGUGCCUGUAAUACUUCAGUGUCCAAAGUCAAUGGUGAAUCACCCAUGACCAUAAACAGUGCCAACAGUGAAGGAUACACUGCUCUGCAUAUGGCUGCAUUAUAUGAUCAGAAAGAAAUCCUGCAAACAUUGCUGCACAAUGGUGCAAACAAGGAAACUAAAACUAGACAAGGAAUGACACCCCUUCAUGUGGCUUGUCAAUGCAAUCUGUUUAAUAUAGCAGAAAUCCUCCUUGAUGAUGAGGCUGAUCCAACAUAUCAAGACCGAUUUGGAAAUACACCUCUGCACUAUGCAUGUAUUAUGGGACAUGUGCCAUUGGUGAAGAAACUAAUUGAGAAAGGGGGUUGGAAUCUGCAUAUGAAUGUCAACAAGAGGACACCUCUUGAAGAGGGAAGGCUAAGAGGCAAUGUUGAAGUUGUUCAUUUCCUUGAGUCAUUACCUUCUGCAUCUUCAUGA